AGAAACCAAAUCUUCCUCUUUCUAGUUCUGAGCUCUGAAUUCUCAUGAAGGAAAUGACCAAAAGGCCUGGAUGACUGGAAAGGCAGCUCAGCCUAGGUCCUGUGGCCUGUGCUCAAGAGUGGAAACCAAGUCACUGACCCACUUCCCCAGAUAGGGAGGAGGUGAGGAUCUCAGGGAAUGGGGGUGCAGCUACACCCCCACCUGGGGGUGGGGUCUGGGGAGACAGAAGUGGUGCCAGCCUCAACAGGAUGGGCUCUCGCUGCCCAGUGGGCACCUGGGUAAUAAUGGAGGAAGUGUCACUCAUCAAGGCUGGGUGGUAAGGAGAGGCAGGGAUCAGACUCACUGAGCCCAGUGGCCACAGCCCGUCCCCUCAGCACACAGCCAGCCUUGAGCUCUGCUGGCCAGGGGCACUGCCAGGGAGCCUACCUCCAGGGGACUGGCUUGCCCUCCCCCUCCCAUCUUGGUCUCACCAACACCCCUGCCAUAGGCACAGCUUGUCCCCAGUCCCCAAGCAACUAGAGGCCCUCUGCAGGGCAGUGUCAAGACAAAGCAACAAAUGUCAUUUUUAGGACUGAUGAAUGAAAACAAGUGUCUAUGGACUUGUAAUCUUCACUUGAAAUAAAAGUUAUGACAACAGAUACAAAAAUACAUAGAAGCUACCCCUUGCUACAGAAGAUCUUCAGUUCUUCAGCAUUUUAAUAAGCUUGGACACACAACACAGCCAAUGACCCUCUGCUGGGCCCGGUCUGUUGUGACUACCCCAAACCAGGGGCCGGGCCACUCCACGCGUGUGAACACCCAGGAGAAUUCUAAACAGAUGCUGCUCCAUGUGACGCCCUCUGGAGUACCAGGCUACCCAGCUGGCAGGCACUGGCCCUUCCUCCUGCUCCACUUCCAGUCAUAGGGCAUUAGCAGGUCAAGAGAACUUGUAACAACAUCUCAGCUCCAGAGCCGCAGGACACUUGCGGUCGGGAUGUGUGGGGCGCCACAGCAGACCUGAGCCCGGGCCCCUGGAGAUAUGAACGACUUGAUCUGGAGCCGACUGUCCAAGUCCAGCCUCUCAUUCUCGAAACCGGCAGUAAACAGAGAUAGGGAGGGGCCACGGCGCCUGCCAAGGGAGGCAGAAACUUGAGGCGCCAUGUGGAGCUGUGGCCUGCUCAAUGACACGGGACGCGGUGAAGAACAGCUAUGCCAGGACCUGCGCCUAGGGCUCUGGGUCCUCUCCCUGCUCUACCUGGUGGCAGGCGUCCCCGUGGGCCUGGGCUACAAUGCGCUGUUGGUGUUGGCCAAUGUGAACAGCAAGAGCAGCAUGACCAUGCCAGAUGUCUACUUUGUGAACAUGGCCGUGGCUGGCCUCCUGCUGGCCGCGCUGGCCCCCUUCCACCUCUUGGGGCCCCCCCACUCCCGGUGGGCACUGUGGAGCCUCAGCAGCGAGGCCCACGUGACGCUGCUGAUCCUGUUCAACGUGGCCGCCCUGGUGACCAUGUACUCCACUGCCCUGCUCAGCCUCGACUACUACAUCGAGCGGGCUCUGCCACGCACCUACAUGGCCAGCGUGUAUAACACGCGGCAUGUGUGUGGCUUUGUGUGGGGUGGGGCACUGCUCACUAGCUUCUCCUCCCUGCUCUUCUACAUCUGCAGCUACGUGUCCUCCCGGAUUGCGGAGUGCGCCAAGAUGCAGAACACAGAGGCUGCUGAUGCCAUCCUGGUGCUCAUUGGGUACGUGGUGCCGGGCCUGGCGGUGCUGUACGCACUGGUGCUCAUCUCGCGUGUCCGGAAGGAGGCCACACCCCUUGACCAGGACACAGGCAGGCUGGACCCCUCAGUGCACAGGCUUCUGGUAGCCACAGUGUGCACACAGUUUGGGCUCUGGACACCUUACUACUUGAGCCUCCUAGGGCACACAGUGCUGGCCGCACGAGGGAGGCCUGUGGAUGGGCACUACUUGGGGAUCUUGCAUUUGGCCAAGGAUUUGUCCAAGUUCUUAGCCUUCCUGAGCAGCUCCAUAACGCCCCUUCUCUACCGCUACAUCAACAAGACCUUUCCCAGCAAACUGCGGCGGCUGAUCAAGCGAAUGGACUGUGGGCACCGGCACUGCUCCCCAGGCCCUGUGGGCAUACAGCAGGUGAUGGCGCAGGCCUAGGGGAGGCUGUGGCCCAGGCCUGGAGACAGAGCCUGCGAGAUGCAGAGCACAGUGCCGCUCAGUGCUGUGACACCAGCCUCCCCAGGAGGUGUGCUAGAGGGACAACAGCACAUGAGUGUUUUCUUUCAAGUUUUCUGUGCUGUCCCCUAAAGGCCGAUCUUGGGUCAAGGUCCCAUGGAAGGCAGCAGGUGCCUCUCCCUGACCCUCCUGCCUGCUCUGGAGCUGUGAGCUUCUCUCCUAACGACGUCUUCCCCAACGCGCUGACCUCCGCCCCUGCGGCAUCAAAUGAAGAGAUGAAAACCCAAAGCCAGUAUUGGUCCUCUAUACCCCAGGGCAGAUUCCCUUCUCCUUGUUUUAUAAAAGGACAUGUCUGAUGGACAGUGGCGAGUGUUACGAUAAGGGGAACAGAACCAAUGGGUGUAGAUGUCUGUCAUGCAGUGUCGUGGUAUAGGGCAGGCACUGUACGUCUGCUAGGCAUGCUGCAGCCACAGAGCCAGGCUCUAAGUGAGGUCACUGGGCACUGUCCCCCAUGUACCUGCUUCCCUCCCUCAUGGAGGACAGCAACCUGCUUAUUUCAGCACACGCCUGUCUUUCUACAUCAGAUGCUCUUAAGUGUGCACACAACUAUAAAAAAAAAUAAAUACAAGGAAGAGGAAAACACUGUCAGAUUUCUGACACAGCACUGAAGCUAAAGGGUCUCCCCAGGGCAGAGGUCUUGCUUGUGAGGCCUGGUGGGGCAUGAAGGGCAAGACUGCAUUCUGCUGGGAGAUAGCUAGGGACUAGCACCCAUGGCAAGGGGAUCCUGUGGCCCAUUUCAUGUGGCACUGCAUGUGAACAUCAGUUCUGGUGCAGCUCAGACUAGAACCCUCAGGCCAAUGAUGCCUUAGUGAGACUCUCUUCUGGACUUCUGUCCACACAUUUGGUAAACAUUAAAGGGGAAAGUGGGAAGACCCCAGCUCUACAGGAUUAAGUUACAGCCCAUAGUCCCCAGCCUUCAGUUCUGAUGGUCUGUCUCCCUGCAUGAUCCUUGGAGUAAUGUGAAGUGCUUCAAGCUGGCCUGUGCCACUGCCCCUCUGUCUCUGCAGAUGGCUGGGGUGAUGGCAGGGAUGCUGCCCCAGCCCUGCGCUGCAACACGCAUGGUCUACAAUGCAUUUCCUUCUGACUGUAUGAUACAGGCUGCCUCUGAGCACACCCAUCCAAGGACCAUGGCCCUGAAUGCUGUGGCCUUCUUAUACAACGGCCUCAGGUUCUGCUCUUCAUGUCUUGGGAAAUUCAACUGCUUUCAUUUUAUUUAUUGUAUGCAAACUACAUCUCCUCAGAUCAGGCCUGAGGAAGUUUGCCUUGUGAAGAAUUAGGAAGUACACUGGACGCUCUGGCCUCAGGGCCACAUGAGACAAGUUCUGUAAGCAGACAACAGUUUUCUCAGUUGGUCCUGACUCUAAGUUUUUAAAGGCAUGCCAGGAUCUUAAAGCAGCCUACCUGGCUCACCCUCUAAUCAAGUGCAGAGCUGGGAGAGGCUGUGGCUCACACACUGGCUUCCCAUCCCAACUGUGGCCUAUAAAAUCUCCAUGUUUGCUGAGGAAAUAGAUAGCUCUGCAGAGGGCUGUGAAGCCCGGUGAGCAGGCCCAGGGGCCAGGGGCAGCUAAGCUUCUUGGGAUCCACAUGGAGAAGGCUGUUUGUGUAGUGAUGUCCUGGUUUGAGGUAAAGGACCUUUUUCCUUGCUCAUUCUGACUUUUCCUGUGCUUUAGGCAGAGCUCUUAGGUAGGGCACGCUCCUACCACGUCAGGAGAGGCACCUCCUCUGCCUCCCAAAGCAAGGAGGAGCCCGAGUCACAUUUUUGUUCCUUGCAAUUUUGUUCCUUGUAAUUCCUCAGUGACUAGAUACAAACUGGGGGACUGGACUCCCAUGACCUUACCACUAUCUGUCUAGUCACAUCUUUCUAGUGGAGACACACAUACAUAGCAGGCAGCCACCUGUAGCAAACAAGGAAGACUCCUGACAUGGUGCAUCCUCAUCUGGUCACCUCCAGGCCAGAGACCCUCCUUUUGCCUGCCUCCUAAUGGCUCCAGCCUCCUGCCUACCCCAGUGGCUAUUCCAACAUGCCACAUGGCCCACAGGUCCUUUGGCUCUUGCUUCUACCUUCCUGGGCUAAAUUUGCCCUAGUACCCAGCAUGCCUUGGAUGUCUCUUGCCCUGCUCAUGUCAGAUCCCCAAUUCACACACACACACACACACAGACACACACAACCUGGGAUUCUCAGAAGAGAGCCAAGGGUUCAGGGAAGAGCUGAUGUCACAUGCUGGGUUCUCACUUCUUCCCAGGAGUUGAAAGAUGUUGGGGGAGCCAUUCAUUCUGCUAUUAGCACUGCCUGGCUAUUGGAAGUCAAAAUGAAUGAUCUUAUUUUCAUUAA
Molecule: messenger RNA, 4553 nt
Organism: Perognathus longimembris pacificus (Pacific pocket mouse)
Lineage: Eukaryota; Metazoa; Chordata; Mammalia; Rodentia; Heteromyidae
Gene: Gpr146
Product: G protein-coupled receptor 146
Exons: 3
Coding region: 1139-2143 (334 amino acids)
Biological process (GO): G protein-coupled receptor signaling pathway
Cellular component (GO): membrane
Molecular function (GO): G protein-coupled receptor activity
Source: RefSeq, a predicted model, not a curated record